This is a messenger RNA of Symbiodinium sp. CCMP2456, 318 nucleotides long. NCBI's taxonomy places the organism in Eukaryota, Dinophyceae, Suessiales, Symbiodiniaceae. The record is from the annotation of a GenBank genome assembly.
GAGGUGUCGAAACGUGAUGCUCAACGACGAGCGUCGUUCAGAAUCAGUGCCCUUCAGUGCCAUUCGCGAGGAUCCCGGCAAGGAGGCCUUGUAGCAUCGUCGACUUCGGCUCUGCGAUUCCGUGCUUGCACGAGACAGUUUAGAAGCCCGGAGGUUGCACUUGGCCUGCAAUGGGAUGAAAAAUUGGACAUUUGGAGUGCAGGCUGCAUUAUUGCCAUGCUCUACACCGGUGUGCGACCUUUCAGCGUGUUGAUGGAUGAUCGGUUUCCAAAGCACAUGCUACGAACAGCCAGGCGAAAUCGGACCGACCAAGACGAG